GAGGAGGAGGAGGAAGAGGAAGAGGAGGGAGGAAGAGGAAGAGGGAAUCCUGCUACGAUGCACGGAGGCUGUAAGGAGACGCUCCCCGGGUCUCCGGAGCUCAUGAGGCGGGUCCAAAAUCCGCAGAACCGCCGGGGGGAUCCGGGUUUCCAUCUGUACUGCCAGGAAAACACAGCAUAGCUUCGGCUGCAGGAGAGAGGCUCGGCUCGGUGUCCAAAUCCCGGCGUCAUCUCACUGAAGCAUCGGCGGUGGCGCUGGAUCCUCUGUCGGGUUGCAUCUAUGCUAUAUUCUCCACUUUUCAUUUGAUCAUGAGCACAGAGGAGGGAGAGGCGCGUGGAGGGGAGGAGGCGAAGGGGGGCGAAAACUUCCCCCACAGCCACACCUGGGGGGAAGGAGAGCCUCACGGUGGCGAGGAAAGACGCCUGCACCCCGGGGAAGAGAAGGAGGAAGAGCCGGGUGAGGAAGAGGAGGCCCGGAGAUGCAGGGAUGCAUGUGAGGGGAACAACGGGGGGCAUUUCUCCCGCGUGGAAGAGGAGGAGGAAGUGGGGGUUUUGGGGGGGAAAUCGUGCAAGGAGCAGACGAUGCAUUCAAACAGCAGCAGUGACACCUGCAUCCCGACCCCCAGCUGCAGGAUCUGCUUCCAGGGAGCCGAGCAGGGCGCCCUGCUGAACCCGUGCCGCUGCGACGGCUCGGUGCGCUACACCCACCAGACCUGCCUCCUGAAGUGGAUCAGCGAGCGCGGCUGCUGGACCUGUGAACUCUGCUGCUACCGCUUCAGCGUCAUCGCCAUCAACACCAAGAACCCCUGGCAGUGGCAGCCGAUCACCAUCACGCUGGUGGAGAAGGUGCAGAUCAUCGCGGUGUUCCUGGGCUCUCUCUUCCUGGUGGCCAGCAUCUCCUGGCUGCUGUGGUCGGCUCUCAGCCCGCAGGCCGUGUGGCAGCGCCGCGACGUGCUCUUCCAGAUCUGCUACGGCAUGUACAGCUUCAUGGACCUGGUCUGCGUAGGUUUGAUCGUCCAUGAGGGGGCGGCGGUGUACAGCGUGUUCCUGCGCUGGCGGGCCGUCAACCUGCACUGGGACGUCCAGAGCUACAACACCAAGGACCUGGAGGAGACGAGCACCGGCCAAUCGGCACUCUCCCCCAGGACGCUGUGGUUACCAUUGACUACCUUUGCACCCGAUGGCCCUUUACGCCCCGGCACCCAGCUGGAGGUCCAGCCAUGGAGCUGCCUCUGUUUGGGGCCCUUUUGCCACGGUUUGGGGCCCCGCAACCCCCUGAGGCGGGACAGGGACUCGGGGCAGGAGGUCAUCCGGGUGACGUCGGUGUGACACCAGGCAUCGGGAUUAGUGCUCCUGAUGGUUUGCACUGGGCACUUUUGUGGAUUUACUACUUUUUUUUCUAGAUAAGUUUGAAUGUUGCUCCGAGGCCGGUUCUCCCUAGACCUUUGUGCAGUAUUUAUGUCGUGUUGGGUGGAAAAUAGUCAUGGAAAAGAUUGUAAGAUUAACAACGUGUGACCAUUUUCAUUAUCAUACAACUCAUCAGGGUUUAAGACGGCACGAUUGCUGAAUGAAGUCAACACAUGGAUUUUACUACAUUUUUUCGCAGUUCGACCAGAUGUCUUGAAAAAUGUGAAACGGUCCCCAAACGAUAGGAUGUUUGUCCCCAAGAUUAGACUAAAGCCAAGUAUAUAGUUAGAUAGUCUUAAAGUUACAACCAACCAUAAUGCUGAUGUGGCCCGCGAUGACAUUGAGUUUGACCCCCUGCUCUAGACCUUUGUGCAGUAUUUAUGUCGUGUUGGGUGGAAAUAGUCAUGGAAAAGAUUGUAAGAUUAACAACGUGUGACCAUUUUCAUUAUCACACAACUCAUCAGGGUUUAAGACGGCACGAUUGGCUGAAUGAGAGUUCAUCAAAGCACUUACAUUUGGCUAAAAUGACCAUAGAUGAUUGGAUUUGAGGAAUCUCUUGCAUCGUCUGGCACCAGGUCAGAUGAUAGGAUGUAAGAGCUUUAAGAAAGUGUUACUGGGACAAUGAUUUGAAGAAGUAUUAAAGGAAGUUGCCACAUGAACACGGCACAAGUUCUUCAACAACUCCUAUAAAGUAUUAUACAAUAUAUGAGAUGUUUCUGCAACAUCUUAGUUUUGAAAGCACUGCAGUUCCCAUUAAGAAAGAACAGCAAAGGUUCUUUGAAAGCUAGCCGUUAUAACAGUAGCAUUUAAACAUAAUAUUCUUCAAUGCAGAUCAACCAGAUGUGUUGAAAAAUGUGAAACAGUCCUAAAUGAUGGGAUGUCCCUGCGUCUGUCCCAAGGUAGACUAAAGCCAUUCUGAUCAAUUAUAAUCUGAUUAAGAAUGAAAUAGUGAUCAUGAUGAAACAUGUCCGAGCCUACAUGUCUGUUUUUAGAGUUUAAAGCUUUGACUUCUCUUGCUGUGUUUCCGGAUAAUCCUGUUUCGCGUUUUCUCUACGAAUAAUCCUACCUUUUGAAAAACCAGAAGGAAGCAGAAUUCAGCGACUAACACGGAUGGCAUGAGCACAACACAAACAAUGCAGGCAUCAAAUCUUGGACUUCUUUUGAAUGUCAUUGGAACUUGAUCUCAGAUUAUUUGUGCCAGCAUGGAUACAGAUGUUGAACAUGGUGGAUUUCAUCCUUUGCCUUUCUGUUGAGCUUCCAGGAGCCCUGUGUUGUUUGGGAGGGUGUUUUUGUUGUUGUUGGGGUCUCUGUUCUCGACUCUGGGUCAUUUGGGUCGAUAGAUUUGUUUUGUGCCUUAGGAGGCUUGGUGACGUCC
Gymnodraco acuticeps is the source of this 2781-nucleotide messenger RNA. Its product is annotated as E3 ubiquitin-protein ligase MARCHF11-like. The record is from RefSeq and is a predicted model, not a curated record. NCBI's taxonomy places the organism in Eukaryota, Metazoa, Chordata, Actinopteri, Perciformes, Bathydraconidae. Gene Ontology annotation, molecular function: zinc ion binding; ubiquitin-protein transferase activity. Gene Ontology annotation, biological process: protein ubiquitination.